This is a messenger RNA of Capra hircus (goat), 2497 nucleotides long. It is a transcript of the gene EME1, whose product is annotated as essential meiotic structure-specific endonuclease 1. Bases 248 to 1981 code for a protein of 577 amino acids. Gene Ontology annotation, cellular component: nucleus; Holliday junction resolvase complex. The transcript has 9 exons. The record is from RefSeq and is a predicted model, not a curated record. Gene Ontology annotation, biological process: mitotic intra-S DNA damage checkpoint signaling; replication fork processing; double-strand break repair. Gene Ontology annotation, molecular function: nuclease activity; DNA binding. Lineage: Eukaryota; Metazoa; Chordata; Mammalia; Artiodactyla; Bovidae.
CAAGUUGCUGGUGAGCGCUGCUGGGCUGCUGGUGGGCCGGCGGCGCAGGGCCUACUUCCUGAGCCAGGGUCUGCUGGGGCUUGGUGGCCGCGGCCUUUGCCGCCGCGUGUGGACGACCUGUCCGCCGUGUGCCUGCGGGAGAGACGUGGAGCGAGCUCUGCAGGGGCUUGCUUAUCCGAUACCCGCAUUUUGCCAGAGUUACCGAGGUUGACGCCUCAGACGGGAAUUAACCUGAUUGCACAUACUGAUGGCUGUAAAGAAGGCAUCACUCUCACUGGAUUCCAGUGAGAGUGACUCUGAGGAGCUGCCAACAUUUGCCUUUCUGAAGAAUAAACCAUCUUCAGUAAAGAGGAGGCAGCCUCAGGAGGACGAGAAGAUUGUAGUGGUUGACAUCUCAGAUUCUGAGGCCUCCUGUCCGUCACCAAAAUUGAAAGAUCCACCACUCGUUCCAGAGGCCGCUGAAACUGUCAUACAAACAGAGCCAGUCAGUGUGCUAAGCAGUGGAAGUGAGAAUGAGGAGGAAUUUAUGCCCCUGGCUGAGAGGCUUAUUUGUAAGUUUUUGACUCACAAACAGCUGAGCCCUGAAAAAUCCAGCUCCCCAUUUGAAAGGGUUUUGGAUCAUCAAAAUAAGGAAAGAGUAUCACAUGACUGGCAAAAACAGCCAUUUACAAAGAUCCGUGAUAUUCGCCUCUGUGGUACCUCAGAGAGGCAUGCAUCAAGUAACAAGGACCCUGUGGUAGACAAUCCAUGCCAUCAGCUGCCAGCCUACCAAACUACCUGCACCGUCCAGAGCAACAGCUUGACAAUAACCAAAACAAAUGCUGAGGUGCCCCUGCCUCAGAAGAGAUGCAAGUAUAGUCAGAAGGUCCAGAAGAGCAGCGCACAGGGAUGCCAGCAGUGGGGACGAGCAAGCCAGAAGGAGAGCACCCAGAGGCAACAGGAAAGGAAGAAGAAGACAGCCCUGGUUAACAGGCUGAAAGCUCAGAGGCCAGAGGAGUGCUUAAAGCACAUCGUUGUGCUGCUGGAUCCAGCGCUCUUACAGAUGGGAGGUGGGGGUCAGCUCCUUGGAGCCCUGCAGUCCAUGGAUUGUUGCUGUGUGAUAGAGGCGCAGGCUGUGCCUUGCAGCCUCACAUGGAGGAGAAGGGCUGGGCCCUCUGAGGAUGGCGAGGAGGGCUGGGUGGAAGAGCCCAUGGUUCUGGUGCUGCUCCUGGCAGAGGUGUUUAUGUCCAUGAUCUACCACUUCAAGCAGGGAAGUCUGGGCAGCACUGAGGAAGGGAAGGAAACACUUCGGAGCUUUGUGACUGACAUCACAGCGAGGACAGCUGGGAAAGAUCUGUCCCUGGUGAUUGUGGAUCCAGAGAAGCACUUCAGUGCUCCAAAUCCUCUAAGAAGGAAACAGAGAGUGGCAAAUAGAGAACAGGCCAAGGAGAAGAAGAAGCAGCAGAAACAACCAGAGGCCAGCACAGUGGCCAUGGCGACCAGGGUAGAUAUGGAAGAGGCGCUGGUGGAUCUGCAGCUGCACACAGAAGCCCAGGCUCAAAUCGUGCAGAGCUGGAAAGAGCUGGCCGACUUGGCAUGCGCGUUCACAAAGGCCGUGGCUGAAGCGCCCUUCAAGAAACUCCGAGAUCAAACUAGUUUCUCCUUCUGCCUGGAGAGUGACUGGGCUGGAGGGGCCAAGGUGGACCGCUCUGGCAGGGGGCUUGCACUGGUCUGGAGGAGACAGAUUCAGCAGCUGAACCGGGUCAGCCUGGAGAUGGCCAGUGCCAUUGUGGACGCCUAUCCCUCCCCACAGAUCCUGAUCCAGGCUUAUAAGCGGUGUUUUUCUGAGCAAGAACGCCAGAAUUUGCUCGCAGACUUAAAGGUGCGCCGUGGGGAAGGCGUGACAGCCACCUCGCGCCGUGUUGGACCAGAGCUGUCCAGGCGUAUCUACCUUCAGAUGACAGCUUUGCAGCCAGAUCUCUCCUUAGACAGUGCAGACUGAAGCCAGCCCUCAGGAUAAGGAUGGAAAGCUGGUUUCCACCACUGCAGCAUGACUGCAGUGUAGGAAUGAGGAGCACCUCCUGCAGCACAAGCCUGGGUCCUGCCCACAGCAGGCUUUCCUUGGUGUUGCUAUUUGUGAUAGUGUCUCUACCUGCCCACCUGGGGUGGAGGCCGAGAUGCCUUCCUCUCCUAGCAAGUCAACUGCCAUGUAUGAACUGCCCCUGCCCUUGCCCCAGGCAGCCCUCAAAAAUACAAAGGAACAAAGACAGACCACUCAGACAUGUAUUUAAUAAUCGUAGAAAUCCAAAAGUACCCCAGCAUCAAAUCUCCAGGCCGCAAGUGAACUGCCCUCAGCUGGUGGCCUGACGAGGCUGGAUGUGCUCUUGCCUUCCCCCGACCCACCGGAGCUCCCUCACCCAGCCAAGGAACGGGGAUCCAGUCACUGUGCCAACUUCUGUAUUCUCUUAAUCUCAUCUUAUGUCCUGUGUUUAAUUUUAAUAAAGCAUUUGUACCAUUG